This is a messenger RNA of Penicillium verhagenii, 651 nucleotides long. RefSeq names its product putative GPI anchored protein. The coding region runs from base 1 to 651 and encodes 216 amino acids. The record is from RefSeq and is a predicted model, not a curated record. NCBI's taxonomy places the organism in Eukaryota, Fungi, Ascomycota, Eurotiomycetes, Eurotiales, Aspergillaceae. The transcript has 3 exons.
AUGUCAAUCAGGACUUGCAGCAUUCUUCUGGCGACCGUGGGCCUCGUGGCUGCACAGACCAGCGUCGUCUCGAUGUUCAUCCCCUUCGCCGAUCCGCAACCACUGGCUGCCUCAAUCGUGGGAAAGAGCGCCGGUACCACUACCUACAGCAUUAAUUGCCCUCCCGGAACCGAUAGCGACGACUGCGGGAUGGGUCCCGGUCUGUGGAUGACCGCGGGUCCCACGACCACGAGAUAUUCCUUGACCGAGCCUGACGUGGACUUCUACGAUAACAUGGACUGCUCCGUGGGUGGCACCACCACUGCUGUCUGCACAGAAGUCGUGAGCGGCACCGGAGCCAAUGACCCUGGAACCGACAGCACCACUUACGCGCCAACCGAUAUCACCCUUCUCCCUGUCACUAUCACUGCUGGCCCAGCGACUACAAGUGCCGCGUCCACUGCGACCGAAUCGACCGGUUCAUCCGACUCAGCGAACACCUCAAGCUCCGACAAGACUGGAAAGACCGGUAGCACCGCGUCAAGCACUUCGGCUGCUGCAUCUACCAGUGCUAGCUCUGGUACUAGCACGGGCGGUCUUUCUCGAGUCACUGGUAACCCUGUGGUUGCUUUGGGAGGUGCCGCUGCUGCAUUGGUUGCCGCUGUCCUGUAA